AUGCUGGCGCUAGACUCUCCGGAGAUUCACGAGAUACGAAAACUCUCUCCAGAACUGCUGCCGCUUGCCUAUUCAGCCUUAAUUCCCGAGCACCGGCGACCUGUGUCUGAUGCUUUCUGGUCGGAGUUCAACGAGAAGGAGCAAACUAUUGGAUACCUUGCCUGCCUUCUCCUCUUUGUUCUAACUGGCUGUGACAAGACUUCCAAAUACGGGCAACAAUUGACUCUGUGCAUGGUCUUGCCUUAUCUCGUCGCUCCGGAAACUCUUUCUCUUGUUUUCUCGCCUCUCAAGCAUCUACAGGCUGUGCAGGUUGUCACGUUCCAGGAAUACGGCAUAAACACAAUUGCAAUUAACAAGGACACUCCCAACAACCCGGAUCUCUGGAAGGACAUUGAAAAGGGAGUCUACGGUGUCCUCGUCGUCCAACAUGAACAACUGUGCACAACAAAUGGACACAAACCUCGGCUAGCGCGGUUGAUUGACGAUAAUCGCAAGUUUGCGAAGCUCAUCUCACGCAUACAUGUCGAUGAGGCGCAUUUCAUCUACACGGCUGGUCACGGACACUACGGGCUCGCUGCUUUUCGUCCGGCCUGGGGCCGUAUUGGCGAAUUUCGUGUGAAGAUUGGACACCAUGUGCCGACACAAGCGCUCUCCGGGACUCAGCCUGAGCACAUCAAAGCAGUUAUCAUCUCGAGCUUGCUUUUUGACGAAGAGCGUCUUCUAUCGAUUAAACUAACCAGCAACCGGCCAAACAUUGUUUAUGCAACACACCCAAUCGUCGGCGAACUCUCAGACCUACGAAAUCUGGACUUCCUUGUACCUAUUCCCUACCCUGCUGACUGGAUUAUGCCAAAAACUGUUGUUUUCCAUGACAGUACAGACCUGACAACUGACGCUGCAGCAUAUCACAACAGACGACUACCAGACAACCUUCAAGGCGAAGAUUUGGUUGCACAUUAUCACGGCGGAAUGUCGAAAGAGUAUCUGACUCAGGUAUACGAUGAUUUCAAGAACCCCGAUGGAAAUUGCAGAAUAUUGCAUGCAACAGAGGGUGCUUCAACGGCAUGUCUGACCUCUUUUCUUUCCUUUUCACACUUACCUGGGUGUCUGAAGGGUUUGGAUAUCCCUGAUAUAGAGGUUGUCAUUCAGUAUGGCAUAUCUCGCGACAUGCCUACAACUCUUCAACGAGGCGGUCGAGGAGGCCGUGGGCUGAAGGAUGCUUUAUUCCUCAUCAUGUACGAGCCUUGGGUGGACCUGAUUGACCUCUCGGAAAUAAAUUUCGAUGUCGACUCGGAUCCUGAUCACCCCAACGUCAUCAAACUCUCCCCGCAAUCCAAGAAACGCGAGCGAUUAGGUGUUGCCAUGAUUAAAAUCAUUCAACUCGAUGAAGCGUGUCUCCGAGCUCUCUUUGCAGCAUACCUCAGAGACGAGACACUCCAAGACUUGUUCUUCCCCUUCCAUAAGACAAUUACUUACCGAUUUCUUCCAGCUCUUUCUUUCACGGCAAGGUGGUGCUGCAGUCGCCAUGAUGGUACGGAUUUCCACCUCAAGAACUUCUUCAAGGGUCGGCUGCUCUAUCAAGAUCGCAAGACAUUGCAGCUUUACUACGGCGAUGUCGACGAGCUGGAUCGUGAAGAAAUUCUACCAGUACGAGCGAAACGAAAGGUCAGCAUCAAGGUCCGUAAGGCGCCUCUGCGGGAAACUUUAGUCUCCCGUCUGGAUGUCUGGCGUUUCGAGGCCCAUGCUAGGGACACAUUGCGGUCAGUCCGACCUUCAUCAUUCAUUAUUGAUGACAAAAGCAUUGCAAAACUGGCACGGCUACAUCCAACUACUGUCAACUCUCCUGCUCAAAUCACCCUGGAGCUGAAUGAGACUCCAGAAUGGCAAAAUGAGUGGUCAAAGUCCAUAUUUGACGUGAUCAACACCUACGACCAAGAACUCGAGUCCCUUCGAAAGGAAACCAUCAUGGCGAAGAAGGUCCACCGGAAGCGAGCGCGAGUAGAACAAGACCAGGCAGGGUUUGAAGAGGCCUCGAGGGACGUGGAACAUCGCAUUCGGGAGGAAGUUACGAGGUGUUAUGCUGCGGAGGCGCUUGCGGAGAUUGGAAACGGACAGGACAUGGCAUUACGUCGCAGCGCGAGAAUUCAAAAGUAA
Messenger RNA from Cyclocybe aegerita, 2154 nucleotides. Lineage: Eukaryota; Fungi; Basidiomycota; Agaricomycetes; Agaricales; Hemipholiotaceae. The record is from the annotation of a GenBank genome assembly.